AUACGGGAUUCUCAGUUGCUCUUCAGAAAUAUUCGAAUAAAGUCUAACAAGUCCAUUCUACACUUAACGGCUUCAAUUAAACAUUGUAAAAGUUUCCAGCAAAUUAUAAACAAGUGCACUUCAGCUUCAAUUACAGAUACUAGUAUCACAAAAGUGCCCACAAAAACUGCGCACAAUGUCCAAUCCCGCCACUGGCGUCUCCUCUAAGCUGCUGUUGAGCAUCGGCAUAGGGGUUGGGGUGACCGCAGUGUCAGGUGCCUCCUAUCUGUAUUACAAAUAUUGGAAAGAGAAUGCCAUACCGGAGCAAUGGCAACGUGUGGGUACAUUAGAAAUGCUCGAGUUCUUCCCAAUCAAGUCUUGUGCGCCGCUUAAAUUCCCAGAGGGCACUGAACUGGAGUGCGAAGUACUCGGUCUACGCUAUGAAGGUUGUCGCGAUCGUGCUUUGAUGCUGGUCGACAAAGAUGACGUAAUGAUAACGGCACGUGGCUAUCCCAAGAUGGUGCUGAUAAACUCCAGACUGGUCACACCGACAAAACUCGAAAUCAAUGCACCAGGCAUGGAGACUUUGGAGUUGGAUUUCAAGAAGCUAAUUGAAGAAGCACCGGGCAGAGACAUACAUACAGCUGUGUUUGGUGCCAAACUGGAUGCGAUGCUGUGUGGCGAAAAGUAUGACAAGUGGUUUUCACAAUUUAUACUUGGUCAGGAGAGUGGUCUGAAACUUGUGUAUCACCCAUAUCAGGAGCCUCUGAAGCCAAUCGACAAGGAUUUGGCCAAAGAGCCGCACAUCAAAAAAUCGGACACGGGUGCCUUCGCUGAUGCUACCAGUUACAUGAUGAUGAAUUUGUCUUCUGUUGAUGAUCUCAAUAAACGCCUACCGCGCCCCAUAAAACCAAUUCAGUUCCGUGGCGGUUUUUAUUUAAAAAUGGAUAAGAACGAGCCAUACGCCGAGGAUUCUUACGACUGGGUUAAAGUCGGCAGUGAGGCGGUGUUUCGCAAAGUGGCGCCGUGCCGUCGCUGCAUUUUGCCCAAUAUCAAUCCGGAGACCGGUGAGCGCGACCCUGAGAAUAAUCCUUUGAAAACGCUAAAAACGUAUCGCUGCUUUGAGAAUAAUCCGAGUCCCGUGUUGGGCAUACAUUUGGGGCUACGUAAGGCAGGGAAAAUAAAACGUGGUGAUGUAAUUUACGUUGGCGUACAAAAAUGAGAUAUUUAUCUUGCAUAUUGUCUUUUACACACAUAUUUAAUAUAUAUCUUAUAACUCGUUAAACAGUUUAA
Messenger RNA from Bactrocera neohumeralis, 1272 nucleotides. RefSeq names its product mitochondrial amidoxime-reducing component 1-like. Gene Ontology annotation, molecular function: catalytic activity; molybdenum ion binding; pyridoxal phosphate binding. Bases 176 to 1201 code for a protein of 341 amino acids. The transcript is spliced from 4 exons. Lineage: Eukaryota; Metazoa; Arthropoda; Insecta; Diptera; Tephritidae. The record is from RefSeq and is a predicted model, not a curated record.